Molecule: messenger RNA, 1545 nt
Organism: Chrysoperla carnea
Lineage: Eukaryota; Metazoa; Arthropoda; Insecta; Neuroptera; Chrysopidae
Product: probable cytochrome P450 4d14
Exons: 10
Molecular function (GO): heme binding; iron ion binding; monooxygenase activity
Source: RefSeq, a predicted model, not a curated record
AUGUUGUUCCAAAAGUUAUUAUUAAAAAUUUUUUUUACAUUAUUUAUUGGUUUAUUAAUUAUUUUAUAUUUAAACCAAUUGAGAGUAUGCAGAAGAUAUCCAGUACCAUCACCACCGCUAAUACCAAUAUUAGGACAUAUUAUUGAACUUGGUAGUACUGCAGAAGCAAUCCAUACUAAUAUUCUAAGAUUAAUAGAUACUUAUGGUAAAGUAAUUCAGUUAUGGAUUGGUCCAUUUGAUCAUUACUAUUUUAUAUCAGACAUUGACAUAACAAAUAAAAUUUUAUCAUCGACAAAAUUAAUUGAGAAAAGUCAUGCCUACGAUUUACUGGCGCCAUGGUUGGGCUAUGGCUUGUUACUUAGUGGAGGUGAAAAAUGGCAUAAGCGGAGAAAAAUGUUGACACCAGCUUUUCAUUUUACAAUUUUAGAACAAUCUAUUAAUACAUUUACAACUGCAUCUGAUAUAUUUGUGAAAAAUUUAAAAAAGCAUGUUGAUGGUGGAAAUUUUGACGUUUAUCCAUACAUAACACUUUUGGGAUUGGAUAUUAUAUGCCAAACAGCAAUGGGAAUUGAUAUAAAUGCUCAAAUGCAAUCAGACUCAGAGUAUGUGACUGCAGUACGAGAUGUAUGCCAAAUAGUAUUCGAAAGAAUAUUCUCAGCUAUACAACAAUCUGAUUUUAUUUUUUACAAUUUUACUAAAAAUGGAAAAGUAUUCAAAAAAAGCCUGAAAAUUUUACAUAAUUUAACAAAUAAAGUGAUUGAAGAAAGGCGUCAGUUAUUAAUUGAUUCAAUGAAGAACAAUACAACUAAACCUAACAAAAUAAUCAAUAAAGAAGUUAUUAAUGACUUAGAAGUUCAAGAAAAAAAGGAAAAAAUGGUGUUUAUGGAUGUAUUAUUAAAAUCUACAAUUGAUGGAAAACCUUUAACAAAUUCUGAUAUUCGAGAAGAAGUUGAUACAUUUAUGUUUGAAGGACAUGACACUGUUUCCUCAGGUCUUAGCUUCACUUUAUAUCUUCUAGCAAAUCAUCCUGAAGUUCAAAAUCAAGUUUUUGAAGAAAUAAGAGAAAUUUGUGGAGAUGAUUUAAAAAAGCAUGCAACGCUCUCUGAUUUAAAUAAAAUGUCUUAUUUAGAAGCAGUUAUAAAGGAAUCAAUGAGAAUAUAUCCACCAGUUCCGAUUGUUGGAAGAAAAUUAAGUGAAGAUUUACCAUUAGAAAAUGGAGUGUUACGGAAAAAUGCUCGACCAUCAAUAAUGAUAUAUUCUAUACAUCAUAAUCCAGAAUAUUUUCCAGAUCCUGAAGCAUUUAAACCAGAAAGAUUUUUGACGCAGGCACAAAAUAAAAAUUAUUUUUCCUAUAUACCAUUUAGUGCCGGUUCCAGAAAUUGCAUUGGUCAAAAAUUUGCUAUGUAUGAAAUGAAAUCAACAAUAACCAAUGUCAUUAGACAUUAUGAACUGUGUUCAGCUGGUCCCGAAUAUGAGUUAAAAUUAGCAUUGGCUAUCAUUUUGAAAGCAACGAAUGGUGUGAAUAUAAAACUGAAAUUAAGAUCU